AUGGCGGCGACUGUGCAUUCUCCGAUCGUCACUUACGCAUCGAUGCUAUCGCUACUCGCUUUCUGUCCUCCUUUCGUCAUUCUCCUAUGGUAUACAAUGGUUCAUCAGGGUGGUUCUGUUACUCAGACGUGUGGGUUCUUGUGGGAGAAUGGAGUUCAAGGACUCAUCAACAUAUGGCCAAGACCCACUGCCAUCGCGUGGAAGAUAAUCUUUUGCUAUGGAGCAUUUGAGGCUGCUCUUCAGCUGCUUCUUCCUGGUAAAAGAGUUGAAGGACCCAUUUCUCCAACCGGGAACCGACCGGUUUACAAGGCCAAUGGUAUGGCUGCCUAUUUUGUGACACUAGCCACCUAUCUUGCUCUUUGGUGGUUUGGGAUAUUCAAUCCUGCAAUUGUCUACGAUCAUUUGGGUGAGAUCUUCUCGGCGCUGAUAUUCGGAAGCCUCGUGUUCUGUGUUUUGUUAUACGUAAAGGGUCAUGUUGCACCUUCAUCAAGUGAUUCUGGUUCAUGUGGUAACUUGAUUAUCGACUUCUAUUGGGGCAUGGAGUUGUACCCUCGAAUUGGUAAGAACUUUGACAUCAAGGUUUUUACGAAUUGCAGAUUCGGUAUGAUGUCUUGGGCUGUACUUGCCGUCACUUACUGCAUUAAACAGUAUGAAAUAAAUGGGAAAGUAUCUGACUCAAUGCUGGUCAACACCAUACUGAUGCUGGUGUAUGUCACCAAGUUUUUCUGGUGGGAAGCUGGUUACUGGAACACCAUGGACAUCGCACAUGACCGAGCUGGAUUCUAUAUUUGCUGGGGUUGUCUGGUGUGGGUGCCUUCUAUUUAUACCUCUCCAGGCAUGUACCUUGUGAACCACCCCGUCCAACUUGGAACUCAGUUGGCAGUAUACAUUUUGGUUGCGGGAUGUCUUUGCAUUUACAUAAACUAUGACUGCGAUAGACAAAGGCAAGAGUUCAGGAGGACAAACGGGAAGUGUUCUGUUUGGGGCAAAGCCCCUUCAAAGAUUGUGGCGACAUACACAACAACAGCUGGUGAAACGAAAACAAGUCUUCUCUUAACCUCUGGAUGGUGGGGAUUGGCUCGUCAUUUCCAUUAUGUUCCUGAGAUCUCAAGUGCUUUCUUCUGGACCGUACCGGCUCUCUUUGACAACUUCUUGCCAUACUUCUACGUCAUAUUCCUCACCAUUCUUCUCUUUGACCGAGCCAAGAGAGACGAUGACCGAUGCCGAUCUAAGUAUGGAAAGUACUGGAAGCUGUACUGCGAGAAAGUGCGAUACAGAAUCAUUCCUGGAAUCUACUGA
This is a messenger RNA of Eruca vesicaria subsp. sativa (arugula), 1299 nucleotides long. The record is from the annotation of a GenBank genome assembly. Lineage: Eukaryota; Viridiplantae; Streptophyta; Magnoliopsida; Brassicales; Brassicaceae.